This is a messenger RNA of Auanema sp. JU1783, 4314 nucleotides long. NCBI's taxonomy places the organism in Eukaryota, Metazoa, Nematoda, Chromadorea, Rhabditida, Rhabditidae. The record is from the annotation of a GenBank genome assembly.
AUGUCUGCAGCUGUUCCGCCAAUUCCCAAGCCUAGAACAAUCAUUCCUUACUAUUCAUCUUCCUCUUCCCCUCUUCCGAAAUCUUCUGUUUGUUCUGCUCCGAUAACUGUCCCCAACAAGACAGCCGAUGCCUCUGACGACACUGAUGACGAUGAAGAUGCUGAUGAUUGUGAAGUCGUUGUAAAAUUCCGAAAUAUCUUCAUGAACGGUAUGGGUGAAGACCCUGGUGUAGAUGAUAAUCAUGUGACGGCUUUAAAAGCUUGUGAGAUCGGGAACGUGAUGCCUUCUUGCCCUAAUAAUGUAGCUGAUCUCAACAAAUCGAUUUCAUCUGAAAAAGACAAUAUACAAGUUCAAGUGGAAGAUAUAACACCUGAUUCAGGUGGCUUAUUAUCUAAGCCUUCCGUCAGCAUGUCUGACUUAGAAGGCGGGCAUGGAUUUCUGAAGAAGGAAAACUCCUUACAAAUUGGUGUUGAGUGCUUGUCCAACGAAGAGCAGCUGCGUGAGCGCCGACUAGCUAAAGAAAUUGCCGAUUCUUUUGAAGAACGACCUCCACCACCUCCAAAUCUAUAUGAUGUAGCUAGCAUGAACUCGGAAUUGUAUUCGAGGAGAACUUCGGAUAGAAAACCAACGCUGUUAGAAAAGAUCAUUAGGUCUCAUUCCAUAUGGUAUCUUCCUAAUGUUGGCCGACCGGCAGUAACAUACAUGUUACGAAACAUGGAGCCUGGGAACUUUGUGGUUAGGUCUGCAUCAAGGCCUUCCUGUAUGGCUAUUUCUGUCAAACUUCCGACGGGUUUUGAUAUAGAAAUUGAUCAUUAUAUUAUCGAAGUGGUCCCUAAUCGAGGUGUUAGAAUAGGGAAUAGUCCUUUACUUUUCACUUCUCUACCUAUGCUGAUUGCCCAUUAUUGCAUAGAUGGAGAAGAACUCCAGAUUAAGUUGAGACUACCAGCUUCUAUUCGCAAUUGUGAGAGCACGAAAGGUCUCCAAAGCAUUGCUCUCCUAGGCCAAGAUUUCUGGAGUAGCGAUAUGUCAUUACCGCGAUGUAGUUCGCGGUCUUCACAUCGCACAAAUGAUUCUUCAAGUUCUCAUGGCGGUAUUGGACCUUCCAAAGACGACGAGAUACAUCCCUCAGUUCACUAUGCAGUGAGCGAAGCACCUCGAAUACAGAAUAAGAAAAGAACAUCAACUGGUAGGAAAGACCCAUCUCGUUUUGCAACAGUCCAUGGAGAUUUAUUAGGGGCGGCCAAGGAAAAAGAAACUUCUUCCCCUCCUAAUAAGCAAGAAAGAUCAGAUUUGCAAGCUAAAGUGUCUCGCGUUAGUAGACGCUCUCAAUCGGUACGAGCUCCAUCUGAAAAAUCCUCUCUAGCUAAUCAGCAGCAGCAAUCAUCUUCGAUUUUAAGACGCUCUUUUUUGCGCAAUAUUUUCGGGAAAGAUUCGAACAGCAAAGCUAAAAAUAACCCCGUUCAACUUGCUCAUUGUGACUAUUUCAUUCCGGCAGCUGACCGUCAGAAAACACUGAAGGGCUCGCGUUCAGCUUAUGAUGUUGCUGAAGUCACACCUGGAUCCAGACCACUAUGGGAUUUGGAUAAUAUCAUGAUGAACCUGAAAUCCGGUUGUGGCCCAGAAGACAUGGUUGUGGGAUCUAAAAAUACUUCCGCUUUGAGGAGAGAACGAAGCGACCUGUGCCCAUCUUCAGUGGCCAGGCUAGUCAGGCAUAAUGAUGGAUCUCCCGGCCCCAGUCAAAGGAUACAGCCUCUACAACAGCAACGCCUUCCUAUGCGUCCGCCCAACACUGUCUUGGAUACCAAAACUUGCGUAGAAGAAUUGAGACGUAAGAGACUACAAUCCACUAAUGAAAUGCUUAAUCCUGCUUUUGCUGCUCCGAAGAGCAUGACCGCUAGCCCUCAAAUCUCCAUGAGAAAAGUGAACAUGUCACCGUCCUGGAGACAUGAUCCUCAGAAACAGGAACAUCGGUUGUCAGUUCCGAAUCUUGUGCCUGAGCCAUCAUCGUCUGUGCUUCAAUCAGCGAAGGCAUUGAAAGAGAAGUUAGGUAGAACAGGAAACGGGGAACUUAGCAACAUAAAUGAAGGGCUUAUAACUCCAGUUGUAAGACGAAAACAUUUCAAUCGAUUGAACCAAGAGGAGUUGUAUGCUUCUUCCACAUUAUCCAGCUCAUCAAGCAAUGACAGAAACGAUCGUGGAGAAAGUGUCGACAAUCAUGUAGAGAGUCAAGUUUCUAUACCAAACUUCAAUAACAAACCAAAUCCUCUUUACGAUUGUACCAAAAGUACUAGUAACGAGAAUAAGAAAGAAAGUGAGCUAAUUUGGAGACGAACUGGCUCGAAAGGAAUAGAAGCUGCGACUAACAAGCAACUUCAUACAGCUGGAAACCGAGGAUCGUGCUUCUUACCGUCAAAAAGCCUUGGAACCAACUGGUCAGCUGUGAAUUCUGAAUUGAAGUACCGGCAGAGGAUUGCAAAGGUCCGACAAUUGCCUCAUCAAAGUGCUGACAAGAUGACCGUGGCAAAUGAAAGUCCUAUUGUGGAUUGCACAAAGCCUUCAGAAUAUGCACAACUCACAGAGCUUGAUAAUUUCAGACAAGAUUUCCUUGGGGGUCGUGAUGAAGAUAAUGUCAGCGUGGCUGGAACAGUUUUCAACGAGCCAUGGGACUCAAACGUAUGGGAAAAUCUUCUCGAUCUAGCCCAUCAUGGAGAUGACUCUUCUGAUCGCAGAUUGACUGAGCCAAUUAUGGAAGAAGACUCUGAUUCGGAUGUCACCGCAGGUUCCACUCAAAUGGCUGAAUCGGAUGAUGAUGCCGAUUCUAACUGGCCCUAUGGAGAUCUUGAUCGUAGACCGUUACCUAGUGAUAAAGUAACAAACAAAGCUUGGGAGUUAUCAGAUUCACAGAGCUGUCGUUAUGGAACUCUCGAUAGUCGAACUGAUGCUUCUUUAUGUGGGACUAUGCGUCGUCCAUUAAAAGCAAGUAGCCCUCCAGCAUCAAUGCUUUCGCUUCCCAGGCCUGUCUCACGAUAUUCACACGCAUUACAAAUGGGUUCCUUAGAUGAUUUGCCCACGUCUGUACCAUACAUGUCACCAAUGAUGAAUGAUCAGGCGAAACAACCAAGUGCAAAUUCAGGUCUUGUCAUUCAGCAUUAUGUGGAAAAGCUAGCUCAGGAUAGUACUACCAUAUUUGGAGCUACCCUACGAAGAUUUAUUGAGUGUACAGUAGAGAGUGACGAGGCUGAUCCCAGUGUUGUGUUCCGUAAUGUUCGCCAGUUUUUGACGGGGAUCAAAAAUUAUCUCGUUAAACAUGGAGAGGGGGAUCUGCAUCAAAUAAUCGAAGAAGAACGCAAUCGACUGAACGCCAACCAAAUCUUGAGCAUCGAUGCCAUAUUGGAAGCUGUGCUUCACAAGUUAUUACUGAAGCGUAUAAAGCCUCAUUUAUACCAUGUUAUGGUUCGUGAACACUCAAGGACAGGCGCUUUGGAAGCUGUUACUACAAACAUUCGAGCUGUAAGAAGUAUACCGUUAGCCAAUCUCCGCUUCAGUAAUCCUAAAGCGAUAAUUGUUCCUUCCAACAACAUCAUGGAACAAAUAAAAGUUUGCCUAAGGAAAAUGCAGAAUCACUACUCUCCAUUGAAGAAAUAUGAAAAUCUUUUAAGAGCUGUGAAUCUCGUCAUGCUUUCACAGGAUCCUUCUAGCGAUGAAAACUCUGAGGGUUCUAGAUUACCUCCAGCUGACGAUCUUGUUAGAUGGUUCGUAUACAUCCUCGCCAGAACAUCAACUGUCGGUUGUGAAGUCGAGGCUUGGUACAUGUGGGAAUUAUUACCUCAGCAUAUGCUCACGCAAGGCGAUGCAUCUUACUAUUUAACUUCUUUGUUCUCUGCUGUCCAUAUUUUGAAAAGUAUGGACGCAGUUAAAAAGCUAGCUGAAAAGGAGAACAGUAUGAUGAAUAGCAUGGAUCUUUCACGCCUUUGUCAUUCUCCGAAUGACUCCAACGAUGCCUUUCUUCGAGUUGCAAUUCCAGAUGUGAAUGCCGGAUGUAUUAAGUAUGCAACAUUUCCUGGAGUACCUCAAAUGACUACCUCCAAACUAUGUAGAGUUAUUGCCCAUCAGCAAGGCAUCACCAACCCUGAAGACUUUGGAUUGUAUCUGGUUUUGAAUGGUUUCGAAACUGCAUUGCAUUCAUCUGAUACUCCUGAUGCCAUUCGAGAUAAAAUGCGUAAUGAUGGGAAGAACUUCUUGUUUGCCUAUAAACGACAUGAUGCAAAAAUAGCUUGGCCAAGUCAAGUCUUGUCUGGUCUCGCUCUUUGUUGA